AUGGUCGAAACACUCUUUGAAGAUAUCAUUCGGGUCGACGCACUAGACCCAGAUGGCAAAAAGUUUGAUAAGGUGUCCCGCAUUUCUGCUAGGAGUGAGCAGUUUGAUAUGCUUGUGAACCUUGAUGUCAAUACCGAGAUCUAUCCCAUGCAUGUUGGAGAGAAGUUCAUGAUGGUAGUAGCAUCCACUUUGAACUUGGAUGGAACACCAGACAGUGGUUAUUAUGCACCGGGAAACAUGAAAUCACUUGCGGACAAGUUUGACUAUGUCAUGCAAGGGAAACUGUACAGAAUCUCAGAGUAG
Messenger RNA from Striga hermonthica, 303 nucleotides. Lineage: Eukaryota; Viridiplantae; Streptophyta; Magnoliopsida; Lamiales; Orobanchaceae. The record is from the annotation of a GenBank genome assembly.